AUGUGGCUGGCUGGCCAUCUGUCGGGGGGGCUUGGAGAGUGUCUUCCUUGGUGGCAGGCGGGGCUGGGCUGGAUGUCCUCGGGGGCCCUUCCUCCCGGAGAGGCCCCGGCGCCUCUUUGCGGCCGCUAGGCGGAGGGCGGAGCCGCGUCGGAGGCUGCGAGAGCGGCAGGCAGGCAGGCAGGCUCCGGUGGCUCCGUGCGCGUGUCGGGGGCGCCCAGGAUGCUCGGGGGCCCCGGGGGGAGCCAUGUCUCGCGCGGGGGACGCCGAGGACCCGCCCCAGCCUCCCGGGGCCGGGGAGCUGCCCACGCUCACGCCGGCCGGGGGUCCGCCCCGCGAGGAGCAGCGCCCACUCAAGCAGUCCCUCAGCAGCUCCCUCUGCCGUGAGUCCCACUGGAAAUGCCUCUUCCUCACCCUGCUGAUGUUCGGCUGCUUCGGCGUCAUGGCCUGGUGCCGCCUCUCGACGGUGACCCGCCUGAGCUACGACAGCUCCUACCAGGGCACCUCGGUGGUCUACCACGACAGCCCCUGCUCCAACGGCUACAUCUACAUCCCGCUGGCCUUCCUGGGCAUGCUCUACGUGGUCUACCUGGUGGAGUGCUGGCACCGCUUCGCCAAGGGGCAGAUGCAGUUCCGCGUGGACACGGCCAGCGUCUACGAGAAGGUCCAGCGCAUGCAGCAGGCCACGCCGUGCAUCUGGUGGAAGGCCAUCAGCUACCACUACAUCCGCCGCACCCGGCAGGUCACCCGCUACCGCAACGGCGACGCCUACACCACCACCCAGGUCUACCAUGAGCGGGUGAACACCCACGUGGCCGAGACCGAGUUUGACUACUCCGGCCACGGGGUGAAGGACGUCUCCAAGGAGCUGCUGGGCCUCUCGGACUACCCGGUCACCAAGCUCCGCUUCACCAAGUGCUUCAGCUUCGCCACCGGAGAGGCGGAGGCAGCCUACCUGACCCAGCGGGCCCGCUUCUUUGGCGAGAACGAGGGCCUGGACGACUACAUGGAGGCCCGCGAGGGGAUGCACCUCAAGAACGUGGACUUCAAGGAGCACAUGCUGGUCUUCCCCGACCCGGGGCGGCCCCCUUGGUACACGCGGCGCUGGGUCUUCUGGCUGGCCUCUUUCUUUUUGCUCUCCUGGCCGCUCCGGGUGCUGGCCGAGUACCGCAUGGCCAACGUCCACUACCACGUCGAGAAGCUCUUUGGGGCGGACGACGGCCCCAGCCCGCUGGACACCUCGGGGGCGUACGGGCGGCGCAUCUCUCGGGUUAACACUGUGGACAUGACCGAGCUGGAGUGGCACAUCCGGUCCAACCAGCAGCUGGUGCCCAGCUACUCGGAGGCCAUCCUGAUGGACUCGUCCCUCGUGGCCGGAACGGCCUACCUCCGCAGCUGCCAGCGCUGCCGCCGGACUGUCAGCAGCAACUCCCUGCCCUCGCGAGGCACCCGGGCCCUCUACGCCCGCCUGCCCUUCAGCUGCAGCCGCUUCUCGCUGGGCGGCACGCGCCGGUGCGGGGGGAUCCUCCGCAGCCUGAGCGGCAGCCACGUGGGCAGCAGCAUCGAGACCGAGCCGCUGGAGAGCCCCCCGUGCUACCAAGACGCCCUGUACUUUCCGGUCCUGAUCGUGCACGGAGGGGAGGGCUGCCAUCGCAACGGGCAGAGGCCCGGCCCGGCGGAGAGGGCUGCGGGGACCCCGCUGUGAUCCGACGGGGGGGGGGGGGGCAGGUUGACGCCGGGCCCCGAGGGAGAGAAACAGACGCACAGGAUCCCACUCUUCCUCCGCUGACCCGUUCCCUUGGCCUCGAGUGGGCUCUGACGUCGUCGGUUGACUCGAGACCCCCCGCCCAUCCCCCGUCCCCACGGAUUCUCUCGAAACAUGCAAAGGGACGGUCCCGGUGGUCAACAUUACCUUGUUUUGCACAAUACGUUUGCUUUGGAAAUGUAUUUAUUUCAAGGAUGUGAGAGGCGUCUCGGAAAACGCUUCGGAGAUGGGGGGAAAGGAGAGAGCGUUCCUGGCCUGGAAAAUAUUGUGAGGGGUGUCUCCGGAAAUAGGUUGAGACUAGAGAGAGGAAAGUGGGGAGUCUUGCAAGGCCGGGUCUGGGCACAGCAAACAGAAAACCAGUCCAAGAAAACAGGGGGUCAAAAAGAGCAGUGCGGGAAUCGACCCAUCCCACCCAUCUCCAACCAUGAGGGCUAGAAUCGUGCUUAGAACAUCAAAUCCUGGGCUCUGCUUGAAGCUCGUGGGUGUGAGAGACCUCCUCAUUGGAGGAGAGAGGGGGUGAGGGGGUCGUCACAAGGAACCCAGGAUCUUUACCUUUGUGACAGAGAUCAACAUGCAACACGUAUCCGUAUUGACCAACUCUACCCAGAUUCCUAUCUCAUGAAGUUUACCUAGCAAGUCAAGGUUCUCCAUAGCCAGGAGAAGGAUUUCAGAAUGCCAUGUGCUGGGAAGGUCUAUGGUAGAGUUAUCUGAUUGGACACCAUAGGAAACAGGGUGGUUGACCCAUCAGGGUGGUCCUCAACUACUCAUUCCCGUCGAGCUUGUACGAGUAUCAUUUGGAGAAAGUCUCCAAUGAGCAGAUAGGAAGGCCUCAUAUGAGUAUCAUUUGGAGAAGGUCUCCAUUGGGCAGGGAGGAAGACCUCGUACGAGUAUCAUUUGGAGAAGGUCUCCAUGGGCAGGUAGGAAGUUCUCAUACCAUGCUCUACUUACUUGAUGCAUCUGUGCAACAUUUGAGGAGGUGACAUGGUGAGCAAGUUCAGGAUCCUAGGUGGGGAAGGGGAGAACGGUCACGAUGAAGGCCAUCUUGGGCCAUCAGCUUUAUCAUUAGUGAAGGUCUCCAAUGAGAUGGUAGGAGGACCCCAUAUGAGUAUCACUACUGAAAGUCUCUGAUGGGCAGGUAGGAAGACCUCAUAUGAGUAUCAUUAGUGAAAGUCUUCGAUGGGCAGGUAGGAGGACCUCACAUGAGUAUCACUACUGAAAGUCUCUGAUGGGCAGGUGGGAAGACCUCAUACGAGUAUAGUGAAGGUCUCCAUUGGGCAGGUAGGAGGACCUCAUAUGAAUAUCACUAGUGAAAGUCUCUGAUGGGCAGGUGGGAAGACCUCAUACGAGUAUCAUUAGUGAAGGUCUCCAAUGGGCAGGUGGGAAGACCUCAUAUGAAUAUCAUUAGUGAAGAUCUCCAAUGAGCUGGUAGGACCUCAUAUGAGUAUCACUAGUGAAAGUCUUCGAUGGGCAGGUAGGAGGACCUCAUAUGGGUAUCACUAGUGAAGGUCUCCGGUGGGCAGGUGGAAAGACCUCAUAUGAGUAUCAUUAGUGAAAGUCUUCAAGUCUACCUCAUAUGGGUAUCACUAGUGAAGGUCUCCGAUGAGCUAGUAGGAAGACCUCAUAUGAGUAUCACUACUGAAAGUCUCUGAUGGGCAGGUGGGAAGACCUCAUACGAGUAUCAUUAGUGAAGGUCUCCGAUGAGAUGGUAGGAAGUGAAAGUCUUCGAUGGGCAGGUAGGAAGACCUCAUACGAGUAUCACUAGUGAAAGUCUUUGAUGGGCAGGUGGGAAUGAUAUGAGUAUCAUUAGUGAAAGUCUUCAAGUCUACCUCAUAUGGGUAUCACUAGUGAAGGUCUCUGAUGAGCUGGUAGGAGGACCUCAUAUGAGUAUCAUUAGUGAAAGUCUUCAAUGAGCAGGUGGGAAGACCUCAUAUGAGUAUCGCUAGUGAAGGUCUUCGAUGGGCAGGUGGGAAGCCAAACUCAUGUCCUACCAAAUGGCAAUCUCUUUGAAGAAGUCCAACCCAAAAGGGAUGUGUCCGUAUGGCCAUUCUUGGACCCUAUAUUCUAAUUUGGGGGAUUUCCAGGGGUGUGACGGGUUUGGACAUCUCCAACUUGUGUGAGAUUUUGAUUUUUUUUUUUUUGCUUCCUGGGGAAGGUAAACAAAGGCUCGAAAGCACCCCUGGCUUCUCUACUCAUGGUCAGAAGGAGAAGGAAACGGGAUAUUGGAACCAGACCUAGAGAUUUUGAAAUAAAAUGGAAGGCGGCUCCUCGCUUUGGGGGCAAAACCGA
Messenger RNA from Anolis carolinensis (green anole), 4048 nucleotides. RefSeq names its product transmembrane protein 151A (gene tmem151a). Bases 245 to 1702 code for a protein of 485 amino acids. The record is from RefSeq and is a predicted model, not a curated record. The transcript is spliced from 2 exons. Lineage: Eukaryota; Metazoa; Chordata; Lepidosauria; Squamata; Anolidae.